Fomitiporia mediterranea MF3/22 is the source of this 921-nucleotide messenger RNA. RefSeq lists its product as uncharacterized. NCBI's taxonomy places the organism in Eukaryota, Fungi, Basidiomycota, Agaricomycetes, Hymenochaetales, Hymenochaetaceae. The transcript has 5 exons. The record is from RefSeq and is a predicted model, not a curated record. Bases 1 to 921 code for a protein of 306 amino acids.
AUGACCGAUUCUGAAUCAUGUUGGCAUUGGGGCAAUGGGGCGCCGUGGGGAGGAUGCAAAGCUGGAGAGAUAUUUGCAAUUUCCGAGGAGUCGCAACAGUGCUGCCUUUCGCGGGAGCAGAAACCCCUCGUUGGGCAAAUACGGAAUGAGGGCGGGAGUUAUGAAACCGGACAUCAAGCAUGCGGAGGAUGGGUCGAGACUCCUUAUCCAGGGAACGAUGACGAACGGGGCCAUAUUGCUAGGAAGCAUCGAAGAUACGAACAACGGAUUUGGAGUACCAGUGUGAUCGAGGUUUCAUCAGGCAAGAGCCGAGGAGGCGGAGUGCACUUAGAAUCGCCGGACGAACCGACAGACACGGAACUAAAUCUGGACGAUGCAUUUGGUCACGCGUAUAACGGCGUGUACUUCUGCAGCACAUCUCGCGAUCCUUCCCCUGAGGGAGAGAAGUCCGCGGGCAGGUCAGGCGCCUGCAGUAUCAAGAUCAGCGAAGAGAGAAAACGACGCAUCCAUACCGAUACACUCGCAAAUGAGUUCGUUCAUAUCAGCGGUCCAGCCAGGCAUAUUCAUUCAGUUGAGACGAGUGGGGCUAGCCUGAGCAGAAGGAGAUGCUCAGUUUGGACCUGGAAAACGCCACUGACGCGCGAAAAAAGCGGAGACAGGAGACGGCGUCCUCGGAAGUUUAAGAUGAGAUACAAUUUGGGGAACGGCGAUGAUAUAACGGCAGAUAAUGACGCAUCCGCACGUAAGCCUCUGCAUGAUGACCAGCAGUCUCAUCUUGUUCGUAAUGGAAGCAUUGAAAGAAAGGAGGUCAUCCUGGUCAUGGCUGAUUUGCAAGAGGCGCAACCGUCGCGCGGCAAAGGGAUGCAUACGCGAGUCGCGCUUGUCACGGGCGCAUAUUGUCACGCUCGUGCCGAAUCAUGA